Messenger RNA from Ascoidea rubescens DSM 1968, 1233 nucleotides. It is a transcript of the gene HIS5, whose product is annotated as histidinol-phosphate transaminase. Gene Ontology annotation, biological process: L-histidine biosynthetic process. The record is from RefSeq and is a predicted model, not a curated record. The transcript has 2 exons. The coding region runs from base 1 to 1233 and encodes 410 amino acids. Gene Ontology annotation, molecular function: L-histidinol-phosphate:2-oxoglutarate transaminase activity; pyridoxal phosphate binding. Lineage: Eukaryota; Fungi; Ascomycota; Saccharomycetes; Ascoideales; Ascoideaceae.
AUGACAGGCUUCAACUUGGAGAGAUUGGUCAGACCAAACAUUUGGGCUCUUGAGCCCUAUCGCUGUGCCAGAGAUGAUUUCAAAGAAGGUAUUCUUUUAGAUGCCAACGAAAAUGCUUAUGGUCCUUCGAUCGAGAACCUCAGCAUUCUAUCCUCCAGUUUCUCUGAGGCUGGUUACGAUGUCGACAUCAGCGAGUUAAACAGAUACCCAGAUCCUCACCAGAUUUCUCUCAAGACAAAACUCUGCCAGUUCAGAAACUACGAAGGUUCGUUGCCAAACUCCUCGUUGAAAUUGGAGAAGGCAGAGUACAACUCACUAAAAUUGACUGCCAGCAACUUGUGUCUAGGUGUUGGUUCUGACGAAAGUAUUGAUGCAUUGAUUAGAACCAUUUGCCAGCCAACUGUUAAUAAACUAUUGAUCUGCCCUCCAACUUAUGGUAUGUACCACAUCUGUGCCCAAGUUAAUGAUGUUGAAAUUGUGAAAGUCCCAUUGGAUUUCACAACCUUCCAAAUCCAGCCCGAAAGAAUCAUUGAAGUCAUUUCAAAAGAUCCUUCCAUCAACAUGAUUUACAUUACUUCGCCAGGCAACCCAACUGCUGCUUUGGUUGAUUUUGAUUUGGUCAAAGUACUCUUAGAAUACGACGGUUGGAAUGGUUUGGUUGUUCUCGAUGAAGCCUAUGUUGAUUUUUCUAAAGUUGGAUCUUCUUCCUCAAUUUUGGUUAAUAAAUAUCCAAACUUAGUAGUCUUGCAAACUUUAUCUAAAUCCUUUGGUUUGGCUGCUAUAAGAUUGGGCAUAACUUUUGCUUCAAAAGAAUUGGCCGGUAUUUUAAAUGCACUUAAAGCUCCUUAUAAUAUCUCAACAUUAACUUCAACUAUUGCAAACAAGGCUUUAUCUCCUGAAAGCAUUAAAUUAAUGAGAUCAAAUGCUGAAAUCUUAGAAAAACAAAAAUACAGAGUAUUGGGUGAAUUGAAAAAAAUCAAGGGUAUUGGAAAAAAUCUUGGUGGUUUAGAUUCUAAUUUCAUAUUAGUCCAAGUAAUUGACAAAGAUGGAAAUCCAAAUUCUGACCUUGCUAAACAAAUCUAUGAAAAAUUGGCCAUUGAAAAUGGCGUGGUUAUUAGAUAUCGAGGUAACGAACCAGGUUGCCCAGGUGCUUUAAGAAUUACCAUUGGUACUGAAGACGAAAAUACUUCUCUUCUUGAAAAAUUGAAAAAAGUUUUUUCUGAACUUUUAUAG